CUGGACCCCAAGACCCUCCGUUCCUCAGUACUCACCUUCACACCGAGGCUCCAAGACCGUGGCACCAACUUCACUUGUUGGGUGAAACACCAAGGAGCACAGGCGGCCACGGAGAGAACCAUCCAGCUCAACAUCUCCUCCCUGAAGACACUAAAGAACGGCGCAUCGCUGCCUGUCCUGGAGGGCCAGUCCCUGCGCCUGGUCUGCGUGGCUGAAAGCAACCCCCCUGCCACGAUGAGCUGGUCCCGUGAAGGAAAAGCCCUGAGCCCAUCCCAGCCCUCUGCACCCGGGGUCCUGGAGCUGCCCCAGGUGGGGGCCGGAGACGGAGGGGAAUUCACCUGCCGAGCUCAGAACCCGCUGGGCUCCCAGCAUGUUUCCUUCAGCCUCUCUGUGCAGAGAAGCCCCUCUUCCUGCAGCUGUGUGACUGAGGAGCAGCAGGGCUCCUGGCCCCUGGUACUCACCCUGAUCAGAGGGGCGCUCAUGGGGGCUGGCUUCCUCCUCACCUAUGGCCUCACCUGGAUCUACUACACCAGGUGUGUAGGGCCCCAGGGCACAGGGUUGAAGGCCUGACUGAGGAUGCCUCCUUCUUAAGAGAUUGAGGAGUUGACAUGGAGCCCAGAGGGGCAGACGUGGGGACAUCACUCUCAGCACCUCCCUGGAAACUCUCGUCUCAAAUCCUGUCUCAUCUGUACUCACGGAUUUCAAUUUGUGGAGUUCGCAACCUGGAGAGGUCAAUGCCAUUGAAAGAAGAUUUUUAUUACUUCCAUUUCUGGAGAGAAGGUGGCACGUCACCCCCGGCAGCGCCACAGGGGAGGCACCUGUUUGCGUCAGGAGACAGAAGCAGGUGCAUGGAAGCCUAGGCCAGGGCGUUUCUUGGGGUUUCCCCAGGAAAGGCAAGUUAGGGCAGGGCACACGGUUUAGAAUCAGGGAGCUUGAACAAUUCUGGUGGGCUUUGCGCAACCGGGGUGGUCUCUAGUUGUCUGGUACCUGGUCCUGGGCGAUUGGGGCAGGAGAAAUAGUGUCUUGGUGUGUGGGAGUUAGACAAAGGGGUUCCUGGGGGACAUGGACUCAGGAUUGCUUGGUUUGCAUCUGAAUUGGUCUCCUGGCAGAGCCCUUUGCUGUCUCUAGGAAUUGGCUACCCCUGGGGGUAGGGGGAAGGGUAGGGCAGACUCCCACUGGCCAGCAAGCUUUCAAAGGUGUGAAAACAUCAUAAGAUACAGAAAAUAAAAACAUGAUCAUUUUGUAGACAUCCCACUGACUGCCCACUGACACACCCCAUCGGCCUGCUCCCCUCCCCAUCUCUUACCAACCCGUCCUUGUUGGUCCUGCCCACCCUGCCCCUCCCACCUACUCUCUCUCCA
Equus quagga is the source of this 1361-nucleotide messenger RNA. RefSeq names its product sialic acid-binding Ig-like lectin 14. Bases 235 to 570 code for a protein of 111 amino acids. Lineage: Eukaryota; Metazoa; Chordata; Mammalia; Perissodactyla; Equidae. Gene Ontology annotation, molecular function: sialic acid binding. The transcript has 4 exons. The record is from RefSeq and is a predicted model, not a curated record. Gene Ontology annotation, biological process: cell adhesion. Gene Ontology annotation, cellular component: plasma membrane.